CGAAAACUGAAACAUCAUCUUUCUAAAAAUACUUAUUUUGAAGAUUUUGGUAUACAUUUAGUUUGUUUGUCAUAAAAAGACAUUUCAAGAAAAGAAUACGUGGUAAGGUAGCAGAGUGGGAAAAAUCUACAACAAUUAGCAGAUAAAAACUGAAAACUGAAAGAUGUAUCAGGAUGCAGAGACAGGAUUUGCUGAUGACACAUUUCAGGAGGGAUCUUUUGGAGAAGAGGCUAUCAGAAAGGGUUUUAUACGAAAGGUGUAUGGUAUACUCCUAACACAGAUUAUGUUUACUCUUGGAAUAAUGUCUAUAUUUUUGUAUAUACCAGAAGUACGGGAGUAUUCUAAACAACACAUUUGGUUAUGGAUCCUCGCUUUUGUGAUGACAUUUAUUAUUUUGAUUGUAUUGGCUUGUUGUGAAAAUGUACGCAGAAGUUUCCCACUGAAUAUGAUCUUUCUAGGAUUAUUUACUUUUUUCGAAGCAUUUUUACUGGGAACUGUGGCAGCGUGUUAUAGUGCAGAUGAAGUUAUGUAUGCUGCUGCAAUCACAGCAGUUGUAGUUUUAGGACUGACAAUAUUUGCUUUCCAGACAAAAUGGGAUUUCACAAUGAUGGGAGGGAUGCUGUGUGUAUUACUUCUUGUGUUAAUAGUUUUUGGAAUACUAGCUGCGAUCUUUCACAAUAAGAUUCUGAGUAUGGUUUAUGCAUCAAUUGGAGCCCUUAUAUUCUCUGCAUACAUUGUAUUUGACACACAGAUGAUGCUAGGAGGGAAGCACAAGUACGCCUUGUCACCAGAAGAGUAUAUUUUUGCAGCCUUGAAUCUGUACCUGGAUAUAGUCAAUCUAUUCCUCUUUAUUCUGGCUAUCUUUGGUGGAUCAUCCAGAGACUAGAAUCCAUAAAAAAUGAUUUUAUACGCUCUGUUCAAGAAUAGAUAUUAAGUUAUUGGUUUGUAGGGUAUUUCUAGUCUAAAAUUUGUAAUGGUUUAUGCGUAACUUUACAGUAAUAAGAAUCAUAACUGAACAGAAAUGAUGAAAAUUUGCAAUUAUUUUCUACCAGAAUUCAAGUUUUGCACUUUCUAUUUUGAUAUUUAGUACUUGUCUGUGGUAAUCAUAUUUACACUUAGACCUAUUUAGUUUUUGUGUUUACAGCUUAUAUUUGGAAGAUUAAAAAAUCCUGAUAAAUUAUUUAAUAUGACAAUCAUAUUCAUACUCAAUGUUCCUUGUUUGUAGCACUUUGAACAAUAUUUCAUUGUACAUGGAAAUUUAUGCUGGUAUAUACAAGGGUCCAGAAACCGUCAAAUUUCUCACACAUAACUGAUUCAAAUUACAAAUACCUGUAACUAAAUUAAAACUACUAAAAUCAUUCAAACUGAUUGAAGUUUGAAAAUUUACCAAAGCACUUUUGUAAAAAGUUGGUUUUCAUUCAUAUAUUUUGAUGUAAUACUUUUAUAUCCAUGAAUAAAGCUGCCACUCCAUAUUGUUUGAGUUCAACGUGGCUCUCAAAGUUACUGUUUAAUGCCACUAGGUAUCUGGUAAAUGCUUGUUAUAACAUCGCCCUUUGUUGUUGCCAAGUAGUUGAAAUCAGACAUUUAGGAGAAUUUAUUGAUUAAGUUCAGACAAUUAACUUCACUAAUGGAUAACUUUUAAGCUAAGCUUGACUAAAUUCCUUAUUUUGAAAAAUCUAAACAGUUAUUUAAGAAAAAAUAGAACAUUGAAUUUUACUACGCAAUAAGCUUUCCUAGAAAUUCCCCCUAUUUUUAACGAGUACAAGAUUAACCAUGAAAUAUGAAAUAAUUCAAGUUACAAAAAUAAGGCGUAGAGUUCAAGUAGUUUGUGUUGUAAAACUGAUGAUAUGGAUUCCCUUAUGUUGCAACUCCUUGUACAAAUUUAUUGUUUUUAAAAGUGCAGAAAAUCGUAAUGAACAGAAUUCUUAACCCUUGUUGAUAUACACCAAAACAUGCUAAUACAUAUUUCUGUGUAUUCUCUUUUGUAUUUAUAAACACACUGAUUUGCUACAAAAAUAUGAAUAGCAUUCAUGGCUUUAAAGGUUACAAAGGAAGUUUAUAUUCAACUGCCUUUUUUGUACUAUUCAUGUUUUUGUGAAUAAGGGAACAUGAAUAAGUGGAAUAGAUAGUAUUUUGGCACCUACAACCUUAUACUGCUUAAUAAUAUCAGUUCACUAAUUAUUGAACAAAAAUAAAUGAUUUUUUAGUUACACAGUUUACAUAUUUAAAGCAGGAAGUAUAAGGGUCAAUGUUUGGCACCUAUAAUUUCAAAAAUAGUUAACUUAUUCAAGCCAUUCAAAAUUAUGUUGAUUACAGAGGUAAAUUAAUCAAAUGUUUAAUCUGAAAUCUUUAGUCCCUCCCUUGUGAUAUCACUUUGAUAUAUAUUAAAAGAACAUGUUGAAUAUGACAUUUUGAUCUAAGAUGGCCAUUUCCACAUACAUUUAGUUUUGGGUCAAAGUAUACAUAAGUAAUAACUUUGAUAAAACAAAUAUUUUACACAAAAACCUAUCUUCAUAAAACAUUUUGAAGCAACUUAUCUAAUGGAUAAAUCUUUUUCUUAUAUCUAAAUAUCAAUGAAAAGAUCUUAAGUGUGGCUAUUUUUGCAGUUUUUAAUGUUGAAAAUUAUAUACUGAAUAAACACUGAAUGUCGGACAGACCUUUAAAUGUCUUUUCAACAUUUGAAGGAUGUUAUUUGUAGUAUUUGUAGUAUUUUUGUACUUUCUGUACCUUCCCUUAUACAUGUUAUAAGGCUUUUCUAGAUAUUCUUAAUUUUAUUAAAACAAACCCAAGAAUUAUGCAGCCAUUUUUAGUUUCAAAGUAUCAAUUUUUAUGUACAUAUUUUCACCACAGUUUUAUGGGAAGAUAAAGGAUUAUCAUCAAACUAGCUUUAUUGAAUGUGUUAUAAAUUUUUACUGUGCAUUAUGGACGAGAAUCUGUUUUCAGUGUUGGUGUACUACAUAUGCAUGUAAUAUUGUUAUGUUUUUAUAUAUAU
Messenger RNA from Mytilus trossulus (common blue mussel), 2992 nucleotides. RefSeq names its product protein lifeguard 1-like. The coding region runs from base 164 to 886 and encodes 240 amino acids. Lineage: Eukaryota; Metazoa; Mollusca; Bivalvia; Mytilida; Mytilidae. The transcript is spliced from 11 exons. The record is from RefSeq and is a predicted model, not a curated record.